CGGCCGCAUUAGCCUAAUAAAAUCGCUGCAAGGCCAUCACUGUUCAUUAUAACUCAUUAGUACAGACCUCACGCAUCACUACUACAACUUGCACGGCUCGCACACAUCGCUACGCAACAAUGGAGCUCACCCAAGACCUGCCACCGCAGUACGAGGAAAGGAUGCUAGCAGCUAAGUUAGAUUGCGACCGCGGUCAAGGUCAAGGAGACGCCUGCCACGCCGUCGGCGAGUUUUUGUCGGUUGUGAAGAACGACCACGUCGGAGCGAGGAAGCAGUUCGAGCGCAAUUGUGGGAAGGGCCACGGCGCGUCGUGCUUCGCUCUUGGUAGGUUGUUGCUCGGCGGCAAGGGCGGUUCUACUGAUGAGAAAGGCGGCGAACGCGUUCUAAAGAAGGGCUGCGAUUUGGAACACGCGCCGAGCUGCCACCACCUCGGCCUGCUUGCGUUCGGUCGAGGCGACGAAAGGACGGGCAAGAAACAUCUGGACAAAGCGUGCACGAAGGGCCUGGCCCAGGCCUGCCACGUGCUCGGCGGUGCUUUAUUGAGACCGGGUUCCUCCAGGAAUGCCGUGAAGGCGAAAGAUUACCUCGAGACCGCGUGCGCCGACGGCCACGCGCCGGCCUGCCACAACUUGGCGGUCAUGUUCCGCAAGGGCGACGACGGCGUGCCCGCCGAUCCGCAGUUGUUCGAAAGGUAUGCGAAGCGGACGCGCGCACUCGUCGAGGCGGCGGGCGCGGCGCGGGGUGUGCGCGUCGCUUGAUCUGACUAAUGUGGUGUUGUAC
Molecule: messenger RNA, 780 nt
Organism: Pelagomonas calceolata
Lineage: Eukaryota; Pelagophyceae; Pelagomonadales; Pelagomonadaceae
Source: the annotation of a GenBank genome assembly